Colias croceus (clouded yellow) is the source of this 1651-nucleotide messenger RNA. RefSeq names its product creatine transporter-like. NCBI's taxonomy places the organism in Eukaryota, Metazoa, Arthropoda, Insecta, Lepidoptera, Pieridae. Bases 1 to 1608 code for a protein of 535 amino acids. Gene Ontology annotation, cellular component: membrane. The record is from RefSeq and is a predicted model, not a curated record. The transcript has 12 exons. Gene Ontology annotation, biological process: sodium ion transmembrane transport.
AUGACGGAAUCUGUGAGCACACGUACAAAAUCACUCACUGAGAGUACAGAAUCAGUUUCUACAGAAGGUCCUUUGAUUGAAGACAGAUGGACAAACAACAUAACAUAUCGACAAUUAGUGCUGUCCUCUUGCGUGGGAAUCAUACAACUCUGGUGGCAUCCAUAUCUUCACGACUUUACGAAACUCCUACCAUUCCUUUUUCUGUACAAUGUAUUUAGUAUAUUUUUUGCUUAUCCGAUGUUUUACUUGGAGCUUGCUUUGGGUGUGGUGUCAAAGAAAGGCGUAUUAAACUGCUGGGAUAUGGCACCGAUUGCUAGAGGCAUAGGUUUCUCAAUGCUCAUCACGUCCACAUUCACGGUGCUCGCUCUCGGCAUUGUCUCCGCGUGGUCACUCGCGCUGACGGUGCACUCAUUCCACGCGUUCCUGCCGUGGCUGCAUUGCGCGGCGGCAGCUAGCCCGCCGUGUGCGGCGAGACACCGCCCUCUGCCGACGGGCAGCGAAGUGCCCGCGCAGUCGUUCUUUUUCAAUUUCGUCCUGAAUUUGAAAAGAAACGGUCUUUCUGGCGGUUUGGGAAACGUUGUACCCGAAUUGACUGUCUACUACGUUAUAAGUUGGGUACUGGUGUACUUUAUAGCUUGCAAGAGGAUUUACAGCUAUUCGAAGAUGGUGUUGUUUAAGGAUGUUUUAGCCUACUUUGUGCUAUUUGCAUGCGCCGUUGGUGUUUUUAGACUAAAAGGAGCGACUAGAAUGUUUAAAGAGUGUGACUGGGGCGUGCUAUCUAAUGGCUUGCAGAUAUGGCGAGACGCACUAGAAUAUUCCUUCCUUCAGAUGACUAUAUCACAGGGAACUCUCGUCAUGUUAGGAUCUUAUAGUCUCAAACAGAAACACAAGCUUGCGAACACGGCGACUCUUGCUUUUGCCGUGUCUAAAAGUUGUUGUACCGGCAGCGCUCUGAUACUCGGCGCAGCUCAUGGUGCAUUGUAUGUGGACUAUGAUAAUAGCACUAAUAUAUGGAGAGGUGCAUCAUCAUCAAUGAUAAUAUGGGCGGACUAUGUGGCGCGGAUACCGGGCAGUCAGUUUUGGUCUGUUAUUGUGUUCUUCACGCUGUAUGUUCUAUCGCUCUCAUCUAUGGCUCUACUGGUGCAAACAAUAAUAUCUUCAUUUACUGGACGAUUGGUUCGGAAAAUAACAUGGGCGUUCCUGAUUUUAAUUUGUGUUCUAUUUUGUUUCAUUGGAAUUAUUACACUUUGUACACAGGGUGGUCUUUACAUUUUGAAUUUCCUCAUGAGUUGGCCGGUAUCAAAACCUCGUGUGCCGAUAGCAGCGCUGGUAACAUUUAUCGUCACUUAUGUCUAUGGUCAAACUACGUUCUGUGAAGAUAUAUAUUUUGCGGUGGGGGAAUACCCUUGUGUGUUUCUUAGAAUUUGCUGGGCGUUAUCCCCUGUGAUGUUAUUGACCACCUUUCUAUCGGGCAUGUACCUCGGGCCGGCUGCUGAAGCUGCCGUGGGCUGGACGCUGGUUCUUAUGACACUGCUGCCGAUUGUGGUUGUUGUUUUACUGUACUUGGUGUUCAAGUUUAGAGUGCGAAAUAUGCUGAAUGAAAAGUGAGGGUGAAUUGAGAAGAAAAAUAUAAAUAAAAUGCAUUUAUUCA